Messenger RNA from Rhagoletis pomonella (apple maggot), 3893 nucleotides. RefSeq names its product CCR4-NOT transcription complex subunit 6-like (gene twin). Bases 791 to 2449 code for a protein of 552 amino acids. Gene Ontology annotation, biological process: nuclear-transcribed mRNA poly(A) tail shortening. Gene Ontology annotation, cellular component: CCR4-NOT complex; cytoplasm; nucleus. The record is from RefSeq and is a predicted model, not a curated record. The transcript is spliced from 8 exons. NCBI's taxonomy places the organism in Eukaryota, Metazoa, Arthropoda, Insecta, Diptera, Tephritidae. Gene Ontology annotation, molecular function: protein binding; poly(A)-specific ribonuclease activity.
AUUUUCUUUACAACACAACAACGAAUGUUGAUGGAAUGCAAAAAAAACGUGAACAGUGUUGCCGAAACAAUAAAUACCUAGCGAAGAUUACCAUAGGACAUUUUUUUUCUUCUAUCGUCUUCUAAAGGCCGAAAAAAAGCAACUCUGAAGAACGAAAGUCGGAUAAAUGAGAACGAAGAAUAACAAAUCGGGAAGAAUAGAAGAAAGAAGUGUGGUUAUUUAGCUAAACUUAAAAUUUUUCGCAUAAAAAAGUAAUAAACAAAGUUUUUUUCACGUUCGCGCUUAAGAGAAUGUAAAUAACAUUUACAGAAAUACAAAUUGUAGAAAGUAACAAAGAACGGAAUAAAAUAACAAAGAGUGAAAGCAGUUCAUGGAAACAAAAAGGGCGCCCCAAUUUCACCUACAUCAGGCUCUGUUUUUAGCUCUUUAAAGUUCGCGGAGUGGAGCGGCAUUGGAACUUCAGCAAGAUCAGUGGAAAAUUAUUAAAGUGAAAGCAGAGGAAAGCAGUUGUAAAAAAAAAGCAUUUCAAGAUACCUGGUACAAGCAGUGGUGGAAAACGGCAAGGGCCCACUGCGGAAAUAUCAAUAUUGGGAAUAGCUGUAACAUUAUCAGUGGUUGCUACCAGUACUUGAUCGGUGGAUACGACGAGGGCACACAGCAGCAAUAUCAUCAAUAUUGGCAAUAACUGUAAUAUCAUCAGUGAUUGCCGUCAGGUCUUGAUUGUGCGCGUUGGCUGGCGUAGAAGUACAGAAGAAUUGGGUAAAAAGACGCUUAUCAUCAGGCGGUUAUUAUGAAAGGAACUUUGUACAAAAUGUCUCGUAAUAAGGAGAAGUACGAGAGUGCAAAUAGACGACAACAGAUUUUCAUGUCCGCAGAAGAUGUGGCUGCUGGAAAAAAAUCGUCUUGGACUGGUAUUGAGAUAACAGGUUGUGUUCGCAACAUCAGUCCAUCAUUGUGGGAAUUCGAACACCUAACAGCAUUGUAUCUUAACGACAAUCAGCUGUUACGUUUGCCUGCUGACAUUGGUUUGCUAUCUAAUUUGCGCACGUUAGACUUAUCAAGCAAUAAGCUGCGCAGCUUACCAGCUGAAUUGGGCGAGCUAAUACAGCUGAGAGAACUUCUGUUGAACAACAAUUACUUGCGAGUUCUACCCUAUGAAAUCGGCAAACUUUUUCACUUGCACGUUUUAGGAUUAAUGGGAAAUCCAUUGCAAAAAGAAUUUCUAUCCAUCUAUAACGAACCAAACGGCACUCAAAAACUUUUAACAUACAUGCUGGACAAUUUAUCAGUUUCCAUAACACCUCCACCUCAACGCCCAUGGAUACCAUUAGCAAAACCGAACAAAUCAAGGCCAGCUUGCAUCUUUACAGUUAUGUGUUACAAUGUUUUGUGCGACAAGUACGCCACCCGACAAAUGUACGGUUACUGCCCGUCGUGGGCCUUGAGUUGGGAGUACCGAAAAAAGGCUAUACUUGACGAAAUCCGUCACUAUUCGGCGGAUAUAAUUAGUCUGCAAGAAAUCGAGACAGAUCAGUUUUAUGCUUUCUUUUUGCCUGAGCUUAAGGCCGACGGUUACGAAGGAAUUUUCUCGCCGAAAUCACGUGCCAAGACUAUGUCAGAGAUGGAACGUAAAUUUGUGGACGGUUGCGCUAUUUUCUUUCGUGCUGCUAAAUUCACAUUGAUUAAAGAACAUUUAAUCGAAUUCAAUCAAUUGGCUAUGGCCAAUGCUGAAGGUUCGGAUAACAUGUUGAAUCGUGUAAUGCCGAAGGACAAUAUCGGUUUGGCAGCGCUUCUGAAAGUGAAGGAGAAUGCCUGGGAUCCGAUGACCGAAGUGACACAAAUCUCCCAACCGCUGCUCGUUUGCACGGCGCACAUUCACUGGGAUCCCGAAUUCUGCGAUGUGAAACUAAUCCAGACGAUGAUGUUGAGCAAUGAGCUUAAGACAAUCAUCGACGAGGCAAGUCACAGCUUUAGACCCGGUCACAAAAAUGACGCGAAUAGCGUACAACUGCUGUUGUGCGGAGAUUUCAAUUCGUUGCCCGAUUCUGGUGUAAUCGAAUUCCUUGGCAAGGGACGUGUAGCAAUGGAUCACCAGGACUUCAAGGACAUGGGUUAUAAAUUAUGCCUGCAACGCCUACUAUCGAAUGACACCAGCGAGUUUACGCAUUCCUUUAAGUUGGCCUCCGCCUACAGCGAGGACAUAAUGCCACACACAAACUACACGUUCGACUUUAAAGGCAUCAUCGAUUAUAUAUUUUAUACGAAAACUGGCAUGGUGCCGCUCGGUUUAUUAGGUCCCAUCUCGAAUGAUUGGUUGCGCGAUAAUAAAGUCGUUGGCUGUCCGCAUCCGCAUAUACCAUCGGAUCAUUUCCCGCUGCUGGUCGAAUUGGAACUGAUGCAUACGGCGGGACAACAAGCGCCGCCCAAUGGCCUGAUCAACCGACGGUAGCAAUAAAAAAAUUAUGUAGCCAAACAAUAGAUCAACAACAACAACAACAGCAUAGAGUGCUGACCAUGCGACGGCAACAUCUACAUACACCAACAACAUCAAUUGUAGGGUAGUUAUAGACAGCGUAGGUACUGCUAGCCGCCGCGUAAGGACCACAAAAAACAUGAUAAAAUAAACAAUGAAACAUAAAAAACAGUAAAACUCACAACACCCAAACAAAUCGACAAACAUACGUUAGAGAAAUAAUGCAUAUGUAGUUCAUACUAAAUAAUAGACAUGCGCACACUCCCAUAAAAAUGCAUACAUAUGUACAUAGGCAUAUGCACCAUGUCAUAAUAAAAGGAAAAAAAAAACUACCAACACUAUCAUAAAGAUCAACACAACAACAACAACUGCUGCAAAAGAUAUAGGAAAACGCCGACAUCAACAAGGAUAUCAACAUCAUAAUGAACGGAGUAGAAAAAAUAACAAAAACAUAAAGAAACAAACAACAAUAAUAUUUGCAUAAAUUUUAAGUUUGUAAAGCUAGUAAAUAUAUGUAUAUGUAGUUCUGUAACUUUUAUACAUUUAUUCGCCUCUUAUCAUCCAAAAGUAAGCCUAACUUUUUCCCUUCCAAUAACCACCGACUACUCUAUUUCCCAUAAAUCAUCCUACAUUUCCUCAAUACUCAUUGCUAAAUAAGCAAAUUCGCAAACUCAUUAUAUGUAUGCAUGUGUGAGCUAUAGUCGCCGGCUUAAAACGAUUUACUUUAUAAUAUAACUCGACAAUAAGUAAGAAAUCAAUUUAGUUUGCCUAAUAAAUUUCAAUUUGUCUAUUGAUCUUUUUUACUCAACUUAAAGCAACAUACAAAUUAGCGUUCUCAUAAGCGUAUUAUCUAUGUAUAUAUUAAGCUGCAAAAGUUCAUUUUAUAACAAUUGUUAAAAUAUUUAUAUAAAAAUUGUUUAUUUUAUAGAAAACUUACGGUAAAGUUAUUCAGCUUUUUUUUUUUAAUUUGCUUCUUAUUCCUCGUUUAAAUUUAACUGCAAUGAGUUUUUAAUUAUGCACAUUUAUACUUUUUCCUGGUACAGGGUAAUCAUUGCACCUUUUUGAAAGAGGGUAUCGGUGCUGACAAAGCCGCUGAAUGAACAUAUAGUUUAGCACGACUGAGUUUUCUAUUAUUUGCAUUCAAAAGGUAAGAGAUCCUAGCGAGCCUUUGCCCCACGAGAACAGUAUGUUUACAAGCUAAAUCUUUGUUGUCUGAUGAAAGGUUUUUCUUUUAAAAGGGUAAGUAGCUCGUAUCUACAUACAAUUCGACCCGCCGCAUGUGUUCUAUUUUGGAAAAAGUGACAAAACCGAAUAUCACGAGAACGAAAGAAGAUAUCAAGUAUCGGUAUUUUAAACUUUUUGAGAUUAAGAAUUCAGGAAAAAUAGUCUCGUUGUAUAAAAAAAUUAUCCUGACCUUUAA